AUGGAUAAGUAUGACGACCUGGGCCUGGAGGCCAGUAAAUUCAUUGAGGACCUGAACAUGUACGAGGCCUCCAAGGAUGGACUUUUCCGAGUGGACAAGGGUGCGGGAAACAACCCCGAGUUUGAGGAAACUCGCAGAGUGUUUGCCACCAAGAUGGCCCAAAUCCACCUCCGGCAGCAGCAACAGCUCUUGCAGGAGGAGACCCUGCCCAGGGGAGGCCAAGGCCCAGCCAAUGGUGGGGGCCGCUUGGGCAACAAGGUAGCCCUGGAUGGUGCCGCCAAGCCUCCUCUUGCUGCCUCUGCAGUGGCACCUGGGACAGCCACCACCAUUGCUACUGGGCAGCCCUUAUACGCAGCCCAGGAGCAGAGGGCCAAGCUGUUUGCCCAUGGCCUGCGGCAUGGCAACCAGGAGUGUGUGUCUGGGGAGGGUCCGGACAGUUCUGAGUUGUCUGCUUUCCACCAACCAGGCCCCUGCGAAGAUAAUUCCUGUCCCACUCAUGGAGACUACUAUGACAACCUCUCUAUGGCAAGCUCAAAGUGGGGCCACGGUUCAGGGAGUGGAUGGUCUGAGCCCCCAGGGAGUGACUCAUCACUGUCCAAACCCUCUGGGGAUCAUCGCCUGUACCAACCGCAGCUGUCUAGGGCCUCCAGCAGGUCCUUUGAGAGUGGCCUUAGUGGCCAAAAUGGUGGUAUUGGUGGCCGUGGUAGUGAGAAGCCAGUGGGCUCUUGGUCCACCUCUUCUUCCCAGCGUGUAAACUCUGGCGUUCCUUCCUCAGGCCCAGAGAAUGGGCCCCCCCAGUCCAGGGCUCCUUCUUUCUCAGCAUCCCUGACCAGUAAAGGAACUCUUCUAAGAACAAACUCAGGGAUGGGGAGUGACGUUUCUGGCAUGAUGCCCAAAUCCACUGUGGACCCCAAACCCUGGUUCCAGGAUGGUCCCAAAUCCUACCUUUCGAGUUCUGUCCCAUCAUCCUCAUCUGCAGGCAUGGGCAACUCACAGAUGGGUGUGGCCUCUAGGCUAGGUCCCAAGCCUGGCGGCACAGACCCUGGAACUGGUCCGAAGCUCAGCCCCACCAACCUUGUCCAUCCAGCAAUACCCACCCUGCCUGAAUUAUCUAGGAAAGAGGGUCCCCUUGGCUGGUCCCAUGAUGGCAGCCUGGGUCCUGUGCUCUCAGAGAGCCCCAGUCCCCCCAGGGUGAGACUGCCCUGCCAAACCCUUGCCCCUGGACCCGAGCUUGGACCCUCAGCUGCCGAGUUGAAAUUAGAAGCCCUCACCCAGCAUCUGGAGCGGGAGAUGGAUGCCCACCCGAAGGCCGAUUACUUUGGGGCCUGUGUGAAAUGCAGCAAAGGUGUCUUCGGGGCCGGCCAGGCCUGCCAGGCCAUGGGAAACCUCUACCACGAUGCGUGCUUUACUUGUGCAGCCUGCAGCCGGAAGCUGAGGGGGAAAGCCUUUUAUUUUGUCAACGGAAAAGUGUUUUGUGAGGAAGACUUCCUGUACUCUGGUUUCCAGCAGUCUGCUGACAGGUGUGUUCUUUGUGGACAUCUCAUCAUGGAUAUGAUCCUGCAGGCCCUGGGGAAGUCCUACCACCCCGGCUGUUUCCGCUGUGUCAUCUGCAAUGAGUGUUUGGACGGGGUGCCCUUCACCGUGGACUCGGAGAACAAGAUCUACUGUGUCCGAGAUUACCACACGGUACUUGCCCCUAAGUGUGCAGCCUGUGGUCUUCCUAUCCUUCCACCAGAGGGUUCUGAUGAGACCAUCCGUGUUGUGUCCAUGGACAGAGACUACCACGUGGAGUGCUACCACUGUGAGGACUGCGGGUUGGAACUCAAUGAUGAAGAUGGCCACCGCUGCUACCCACUGGAGGACCACCUCUUCUGUCACUCCUGCCAUGUUAAAAGGCUAGAGAAAGGCCCCUCGCCAGCUGCCCUUCACCAGCACCACUUCUAA
Molecule: messenger RNA, 1944 nt
Organism: Chrysochloris asiatica (Cape golden mole)
Lineage: Eukaryota; Metazoa; Chordata; Mammalia; Afrosoricida; Chrysochloridae
Gene: LIMD1
Product: LIM domains containing 1
Exons: 8
Coding region: 1-1944 (647 amino acids)
Biological process (GO): response to hypoxia; regulation of DNA-templated transcription; negative regulation of hippo signaling
Cellular component (GO): nucleus; transcription regulator complex; adherens junction
Molecular function (GO): transcription corepressor activity
Source: RefSeq, a predicted model, not a curated record